Brenthis ino (lesser marbled fritillary) is the source of this 1905-nucleotide messenger RNA. The record is from the annotation of a GenBank genome assembly. Lineage: Eukaryota; Metazoa; Arthropoda; Insecta; Lepidoptera; Nymphalidae.
AUGAGGAAGAUUGAAGAUAUAGAAAAAGAAAUAAAACUUGUUGACAGAGAACUUGCUCAGGUCGAUAAAGAAUUAUCUAAAUGGCGAAAUAAACAGCGCGAAUUACAAGAGAAGAAGUCUUCGUUAAAAAAAUCUAUUGAUAAAAUAAAAUCAGAAUCCUUAGCUAGUGUUGAUUGGUCUAACAAUACUUAUGAAUGGUCUGAGAAUGUGGAGAAAACCCUUAAUAAUGUAUUUAAAAUUGAAACAUUUAGGCCGAAACAGUUAAGUGCUAUUAAUUCUACUCUUUCUGGUCAACAUACGAUAGUGGUAAUGCCAACAGGAGCCGGCAAAAGUCUCUGCUAUCAAUUACCAGCUCUGGUCAAACCAGGCAUUACUGUAGUUAUAUCACCUCUUGUUUCAUUGAUGGAAGAUCAGGUUAGAUCACUAAAAAAUAAGAAUAUCUCAGCAAUGCUUAUGACAAGUACAAGUCCAAAAGAAGAAACGGCAACUGCUCUUAAUGCUUUAAAAGAUAAAAAUACUAAAAUUAAACUUUUGUAUGUUACACCUGAAAGACUUGCAAAGAGUAAAAGAUUUAUGUCAAAUUUACAAAAAUGUUUUGCUGAAGGACGGUUGCAGAGAAUUGCUAUAGAUGAAGUGCACUGUUGUUCUCAGUGGGGACAUGACUUUAGGCCUGAUUACAAAUACCUAGGAAUAUUAUCUAACAUGUUCCCUAAAGUUCCAAUUCUUGGUUUAACAGCAACUGCUACAGCCCAUGUUUUAACAGAUGUUCAGAAGAUGCUUAAUAUAACAGGGUGCUUGGUGAUAAAAUCCACAUUUAAUAGGCCAAAUUUGUACUACAAAAUUUUAGAGAAACCCACAUCACAAGAAGAGUGUUUGACAAUAUUAGAAAAACUUUUGAAAUAUAGGUAUAGGGGAGAAAGUGGCAUUAUAUAUACUAACAGUAUUAAAGACUCAGAAGAAAUAGCUCAGGGUUUAAAAAAAAGAGGUUUAAGGGUUGAUUGUUAUCAUGCUAACAUGGAAGCUGCCGCUCGAUCUAAAGUACAUUUAAAAUGGCAUGAAAAACAAUAUCAGGCAAUUGUUGCCACUGUUGCUUUUGGUAUGGGUAUAGACAAGCCAGAUGUUAGAUUUGUUAUUCAUCACACUAUUAGCAAAUCUAUGGAAAAUUAUUACCAAGAAAGUGGAAGAGCUGGUCGAGAUGGUCAAAGAGCAGAAUGUGUAACUUUAUACAGAUUGCAAGAUAUGUUUAAAGUUAGCUGUAUGGUAUUUUCUUCAGUUGGCAGUAUUGACCAUUUAUAUGGCAUGGUAAAGUACUGCCUUAAUGGAAGUUUAUGUAGAAGAUUGUUAAUUGCCCAACAUUUUGAUGAAGACUGGGGAGAUGCAGAUUGCAAUAAAAUGUGUGAUGUUUGUUCAAACCCUAACAUUAGUACUCGAGAAAUUAAUCUUGAAACCCAUUGUAAAACUUUAGCAGGCAUAAUUGACAAUGCAAGUCAACAAGAUACAAAGGUCACCGCCCAGAAAUUACUAGAUGCUUGGUUCUUGAAAGGGCCUGUACCUUUACGUCAAAAAGGUAAAGAACCCAAUUUUUCAAGGAACAUUGGUGAAGAUGUAAUUGCCUUUUUACUUGUUGAAGGAUAUCUUGUAGAAGAUUUUCAUUUUACUGCAUAUUCUACAAUUUCAUAUAUUAAAAAAGGUCCAAAUAUGGAGGCAAUAGAUGAUACAGAUUUCACAUUGAAAAUGCAAGUAAGAAAAUAUGCAGAGUUUCACUUUGAUAGGCCGGCACCUAAAGAUUUUGAUCCAAUUGUAACAAACAAUACAUCAGAAACAAGAAAACGGAAAGCUAAUACUGAAAUUAAUCCUAAGAAAUCAAAGACUAUAGUUAUUGAUGAUUAUGAUGAUGAUGAUAAU